AUGGCUUUGAGGCAAUUAGUCGAAGGCGAUUGUGGCGGGGUAAAUCCGCUCAUGCAAUUGGGUGGGGAGUUUACACGAGAUGUUGCCCGUAAGGACGAGGGAUUUUCACAGGGAAUAUUCGAACGUAAUAUGCGUCCAGACGAACAAAUGGUAAACGAAUUUUUGGGACAAGUGUCUGCUCCGCCACAAUCGUUUCAGAUGGAUACCCUAUUGCAAGAAAUGCGUCAGAUAGAACAAGCUUCUUGUCAACCACAGGCAGCGCCUCGGGUCAUUGAUGAAGUAGUUGGACAAUGGUCAAAGGAUUUUAGAAAUGAGUUUGCCAAUCAAGUGCCUACACAACAACUACAACCGACUGGCCAUGUGAGAGACUUCUUCGAGGAAAGUCCGAGCACCUCGACAUCAUAUUUGAACAGACCUGUACCAUAUGUGCCAAUGUAUGCACCUCUAACGAGUGAUGGCCAACAAGCCCAGACGGGCUUGACAGACAAAUUUUUCGAAGAAGCUCAAGCUCUGGAAACCCUUGAGCUGCCUGCCAGUUUGCAAGGUGAAGAUUGGGUUAAUGAUUACAAGGCUAGCAACGAGAGCAAUGAACAGGCCGCAGCAAACUAUAAUGAGAAGUUUUGGCAACGUCUCCAGGACGAGUGGGCAAAAAUAUCAGAGGAAUCAGAUCAUCCUUGGCUGUCUGAGUUCGACGAAAGCUAUGACCCUUACAAGGAGUAUAAGUUCGCUGAAGAAAACCCAAUGAAAGAUAUACACAACCCUCUGGAAAAAGGAAAAGAAUAUCUGGCCAAAGGGGACAUUCCCAGUGCGGUUUUAUGUUUUGAGGUUGCAGUCAGCAAAGACCCCGAAAAUGCCGAUGCGUGGGAAUAUUUAGGUAUAAGCCAGGCGGAAAAUGAGAUGGACCCACAGGGUAUCGCUGCCCUUAAGAAGUCAUUGGAUUUAAAACCAGACAAUGCGAAAGUUUUAAUGGCCUUGGCGGUCUGCUACACAAACGAAAGCUUGCAGUCGCAAGCUGUUAAAAUGCUAACGACCUGGCUGCAGAAUAAUCCGAAAUAUAAACACCUAGUUGCGCCUUCCCAUGCUGAGUCUACUGCGGACAAUGCUGCAGCUCUAGCGUCGUCCCUGAUUAGAGGCAAUAGACUUCAAGAAGUGCAGGAUAUGUUUCUUGAAGCAGUACGUAUGAAUCCGCAGGACGUUGAUCCGGAAGUACAAGAGGCUUUGGGUGUACUUUAUAAUCUAUCUGCAGAAUAUGAUAAAGCCGUUGAUUGUUUUAAGGCAGCGCUACAAGUUGAUCCGCAGAACGCAAAGAUUUGGAACCGCCUAGGUGCGAGCUUGGCCAAUGGAUCUCGAUCGGUUGAAGCUGUAGAAGCCUAUCAAAGGGCUCUUGAAUUGGAACCCGGCUUUAUUCGCGUCCGAUACAAUGUUGGUGUGUGCUGUUUAAACUUAAAGGCAUAUAAACAAGCCUGUGAGCACCUACUAACAGCAUUGAAUAUGCAGGCAAAUGUUGCCGCCACACGAGAAUUUGCCCAAGGAGCUCUGGGUUCAAGCCAACAGAUGUCUGAGUCAAUAUGGAGUACAUUGAAAAUGGUGGUUUCACUAAUGGGACGCAACGAUUUACAGGGACAUGUGAGCGACCGCAACCUAGCGGCCUUGAAUGAAGCAUUUAAGGACUAA
Molecule: messenger RNA, 1674 nt
Organism: Musca vetustissima
Lineage: Eukaryota; Metazoa; Arthropoda; Insecta; Diptera; Muscidae
Gene: Pex5
Product: peroxisomal targeting signal 1 receptor
Exons: 1
Coding region: 1-1674 (557 amino acids)
Biological process (GO): protein import into peroxisome matrix, docking
Cellular component (GO): cytosol; peroxisomal membrane
Molecular function (GO): protein binding
Source: RefSeq, a predicted model, not a curated record